GCAGUGCCCCGCAGUGGCAUUCCUGAAUCCUGACCACCCUCCCUGCCACUGCCAGUCCCUGGUCCCUGCCUUCCCCAUCUCCCUCCUACACUAAAAAAGUUUGCCAACCACACUGCACUUGAAAAUUGUUUCCUGCACUGCUGGGGAUUUAGUUCUAGCCUCUAGGUGACGGCUAACAACAACAAACAGAUUCUUGUCAAUUUUGUUUUAGAAUAAUGUGUGCACCCAUUUGAAAGUUGUCAGGUUAUUGGAGAGUGUUUAUGAUUCUUGAAAGAAUUUAUACAAUUUUGUAGUUACCUGGUCAGUCCUGGUGAACUUUUUUUUUUGCCCUGAACUUUAAUAAAUUUGCUUCAUUUGAUGGAAGCAAAUUAUCAAAUCCUUAAACAAUUCCUUUUCAUCCUUUGGAUUAAUUAUGUCAAAUUGUUUGGCUUCUCUUUUCUCUUAGGCUAAUUUACAUGGUUUUCCCAAAGAUUUUGGAAUUUGUAACAAGUUUUUUCAAGCAAUAAAUGGGCUACUGAAAAUUCCAUGCUAAAAUUUGUCCUUCAAAUCAACUGGUUUUGUUAUUUAAGUUAGUAAAUACAUUCUAAACUUACCAACAAAGCAAAUUCUAUUGUGAUUUUCCACACCAUGUCCAUGCCUAGCACCCUGCCCAGUCUUGCACUGAUAGACUUUGGCAUGCAAUGGAUUGGAUGGGCCAUUGCUGUGCUGUUACGAACAGAAAAGUUUUAUGAUUUAACUGGAUCUUCCACAUUCAUAUUAGUCAUUUGCCUGUGCUACCGCUGGCAUUCUCAUGGGCAUCCCAGGCAUGUCGUCCAAACCUCUGCCAUCCUCAUUUGGGCUGUGAGGCUGGGGUUGUAUCUCUUCUCUCGUAUUUUGGCCGACGGCAAGGACCGACGUUUUGAUAAGAUAAGAGAUGACCCUGUCCGCUUCUUCUUUGCCUGGACCAUUCAAGGAGCGUGGGUGCUGGUGACACUGCUGCCCUCGCUACUAUGUCUGACAAAUAACCGCCAGCCUGCCCUGGGACUGCGGGACUACCUCGGGUGGGGCGUGUGGGGCGUUGGGCUCCUUGUAGAGGUUGUGGCUGAUCAUCAGAAGGCAGCCUUCAGACGUGACCCUGCCAACCAUGACAAGUUCAUCACGACGGGACUGUGGUCGCUGUCCCGCCACCCCAACUACGCGGGCGAGAUCAUCUUGUGGUACGGCCUCUACCUCAGCGCCUCCGCCUCCUUCACGGGCUACCAGCACCUCUCAGUGCUGAGCCCAACGUUGGUCUACCUGCUGAUCAAGUUCGUGUCCGGAGUGCCGAUGCUGGAGGACCACGGCAGGAGGAAGUGGGGAGCCAGCGCUCAGUACCAGCAGUACCUGCGUCAGACUCCCGUGCUCUUCCCCUAUUGGCAUUCAAAUUAACGGAUCUUUGGUGACAGUGUUAGUCAUAUGCCUGUCCUUGAUGUAAAGGACAUGCGAGGUCCUCGACUCGUCGUGUGAGGCUACUGGACUGCUUCACUGCUCAUCAGCUGUUAGCUAGCGGGAUCAGCAACAAGUAUAGUCCACGAGCAGCACUCAUUUAUGACCGAUUCAAUGCUAAACAUCUGAAUGGGCAUUACUGUUAAUUCGGUGACGCUUAUUUGAAUUUAACCUUCAUAUUGUUGAAACUUGUUAUCAUGAAGAUAUUUAUAUUUUCUUAGCAGUUCAAAUAAAAUUUCAAAUAAU
Messenger RNA from Hyalella azteca, 1710 nucleotides. RefSeq lists its product as uncharacterized. The transcript is spliced from 6 exons. Lineage: Eukaryota; Metazoa; Arthropoda; Malacostraca; Amphipoda; Hyalellidae. Gene Ontology annotation, molecular function: oxidoreductase activity, acting on the CH-CH group of donors. Gene Ontology annotation, biological process: lipid metabolic process. The record is from RefSeq and is a predicted model, not a curated record. The coding region runs from base 628 to 1407 and encodes 259 amino acids. Gene Ontology annotation, cellular component: membrane.